ACCCCAGUUCAUCCGUCACACUGCCAGCGAGGCCAUCAUUAGAUGUGUGUGACACUAUUAAAGUCCCUGAUUAAUUUCAGUCUCAUUAGCCUUAAGCAGUGAAGAUGAAGUCGUGUCACUCUCUGCGUCCGUCAGGUGAGUAUAUAAACCUCAGACGAUUUGCUCUCCUGAUCCACUGGUCGACGCCACACCUCACACAAUGUCUGGAAGCAGUGUGUGUGUUCUUCUGCUCUGUCUGCUGUACGUCUGCUCCGCCUGCUACAUCUCCAACUGCCCUGUAGGGGGCAAACGAUCCCUCUCAGACGCUCCGUCCCGCAAGUGUAUGGCGUGUGGUCCGGGGAAUAUGGGCCGUUGUUUCGGCCCCAGUAUCUGCUGCGGAGCCGGUCUGGGUUGUCUGGUUGGAUCUCCAGAGACGCUGACCUGCAUGGAGGAGAAUCUCCUGCCCGGCCCCUGUGAGACGGGCGGGACGUCCUGCGGAGCCGAAGGGGGCGUCUGCGCCGCUCCGGGCGUCUGCUGCGACUCGGAGAGCUGCAGCGUUGACCCGUCCUGUUCGGCUGAAGAAGGGAACAGUGACGGAAACAUCCUAAUGAGGAUCCUGCAGCUGCACGGCCACAGCACAACCCACCAAUGAGAGGAGCAGGAACACAGAGCUCCGCCUCUAUGCAAAUCAUCUUCUGUUUUCUGUAGAGUCUGUGUUCACGAAUAAAUCUAGAGAGAAUCA
This is a messenger RNA of Ctenopharyngodon idella (grass carp), 721 nucleotides long. Its product is annotated as isotocin-neurophysin IT 1-like. NCBI's taxonomy places the organism in Eukaryota, Metazoa, Chordata, Actinopteri, Cypriniformes, Xenocyprididae. The record is from RefSeq and is a predicted model, not a curated record. Gene Ontology annotation, molecular function: neurohypophyseal hormone activity. Gene Ontology annotation, cellular component: secretory granule; extracellular region. The coding region runs from base 200 to 631 and encodes 143 amino acids. The transcript has 4 exons.